GACGCGCAGCCCCGUUGCUCACUCCCUCACACACAUACACAGCUGUCAAUUUUAACAAUUGUGCUAAAUGUAUAAAAUUUUGCAAAUAUUUUCUAAAAACUAUGCAACGUAAAAGUGAUUAGAAAUGGAACAGCAAUUCUCAUUGUCUUGGAACAAUUUCCACGGGAAUUUGACGAAAGGUUUCGCCGGUUUACUUGGUAAUGGGGAGUUCGUGGACGUGACGAUUGCCGUCGAAGGUCACCUGCUGCAGGCUCAUAAAGUUAUACUCUCAAUAUGUUCGCCGUACUUCAAGAAAAUGUUCCAAAUGAAUCCAUGUCAACAUCCUAUAGUUGUUCUAAGGGAUGUUACACACAAAGCAAUGAGAGAUUUGCUUCAAUUUAUGUAUCAUGGAGAAGUGAGUGUGAAGAGGGAGGAUCUCACUAGUUUUAUAGGCACUGCUGAAGUGCUGCAAAUUAAAGGAUUAACAAAUAAAGAGACUGAAGAAGAUGUAGAAAAGGAACAAGAACAAGAAAUACCCAAGCACAGUGUGGAGACCCAUAACAACAUCCAAGAUGCAGAAUUCUCAGUGUCGGAAACAUGUGAACAUCCCUGUGAGGAAACGACUCAAAGUAAUGAGAUUGAAAUUAUGAAACAAAGGCAGUUCAUAGAAAGACUCCAAAGGUUGAGCACCUUAAAAAGAAAAUCAGAAGAAUUCCUCCAAAAAAACUACUACUCAGAUAUCCUAAGCGCCGAGAAGAGGCCAAAAAUAAAAGAUAAACCCUCAUACAAAAAUAAUCACAUGCUGUCAAACAGCAGUUAUGAAAAUCUGAAAAGUCUGUAUGAAGAGAGCCCCUUAGAUAUAUCUACAAGUUUCAAACAAAACCAUUCGAGUAAAGAUUCAAAUGAAAAAUGCAAAGAUCAAAGUUUGACUGACAAUUCAUUGGAAUUGAAAACAGAGUGUGAUGAUAUGGACAUCAUAGUGACUGAUCCAGCAGUAUGCAGCACCCCCAAGAGUUUUGAUGGUUCUAGAGACCCUAAAAAGGACUUGUCAUCACUGCCUUUAGACUACCAAUCUCCUCAGGACAAUUGCACCAGCCUCAACUCUUUAUUUAUGGAUCUAAAGAACUUAGUGAACGGUAAGGUAACUAACAUGCUGAGAACUAACACACAAGAGGAGUACCCUAGACACAGCCUAGAGCACCGCCUUGUCACGAUUCCGCAGAAAGAAGAUGGAAAGAAGAAGUACCCCCAACGGUCCUGCAGGCUCUGCUGGAAAAUGGGAAAGAGACGGGACACCAGAUUCAUGUGCAGUGCUUGUGAAUUGCCUUUCUGUAAAUCUCCAUGUUUCGAAAUACAUUACAAUGACGUACUCAAAGUAUCUCAGUUCCAAGGGGACUACUAUGCAACUUAAAUAUAUAUUUUUAAUUAGAUUUAAGCCCUCUAAAGAGGUAAUGUAAGACAUAACUAUUUUUACAAUAUACUUUCAAGCUGGCUGCUUUUAGAUUAGCCUGAGAUUGUGCAGGAUUCAGAUGUUAUGGAUUAAUAAAACAAUAUUUGGGACCAAGUUGCAAAUCUGAAAUGAUAAGUUUGAAAACUAUUUGCAAAAUCUACAGGCACUUUUAAAUUCUAUUUUAAUGUACAUAGUACUAGCACUUAUACUCAAGAAGCACAAUAACUUAGGUAAUCAACUGUGAUAGUAAACACAAGCUCGAAGUGCCAAUUUCAAAGGAAAUAUAUUUUUAUACAAUGAGCAAGUUACAUCAGAUUUGUGCCAUCAACAUUCUGCCAUAUACAGUAAAAUAAAAAAAGACUUUUUAUUGCUCAUGUUCUAGUCUAUAUUGUAUUAAGGAUUUUAUAAAACUCAUUUUAAUGUGUAAAAUUGUAAUUAGAUUAGACUUUGGAUUUUUUACAAUUUGAGUUCUUAAUUUUUAUUGAUCUCUUAUGAGCAAAAUGAGUUGUAUGCUUGACUUGUGAAGCCAAAUUGAGAUUUACAUUCCAGAGUUUUAUAAAAGGUUUUGAAAUUUUUAGAUUUAUUCACUGUUAGACCAAGUCAUCGUAUGACGUAAUUCGAGCAAAAUUAACGGUGUUUUGUACUGUGUGAUUUUAUAUCUGUGUGAAUUUGAUUAAGCGAAUGUAUUUUUAUAAUCUUAUCAAUAAAUUGCGUAAAGCAAA
Messenger RNA from Pectinophora gossypiella (pink bollworm), 2151 nucleotides. RefSeq names its product zinc finger and BTB domain-containing protein 44-like. Gene Ontology annotation, biological process: regulation of transcription by RNA polymerase II. Lineage: Eukaryota; Metazoa; Arthropoda; Insecta; Lepidoptera; Gelechiidae. The record is from RefSeq and is a predicted model, not a curated record. The transcript has 5 exons. The coding region runs from base 125 to 1390 and encodes 421 amino acids. Gene Ontology annotation, molecular function: protein binding. Gene Ontology annotation, cellular component: nucleus.